AAAAUCACCUUCACAGAAUCUGCCUGUCAUUCACCCUUAAUGUCAUCCUGCAUGUCUGCAUGAACGUCUCGAAGUCUCGGGAUAUUUCUAACAUGGACCUGAAGGUUGCUAAAAUACUGUCUGAGUGGAAAAUCCAUGAGAGUUCUUUUGGAGAGGAUCUGGACUCACUUCAGUCCUCCUCGCCGGAGUCCUCGAUGGACUCCAUGUGCUCUUCACCGGAGAUGUGCUAUUCCAGCGGGCAUCAGGAGAUUAAUGAUUUCUCUUACGGCUUCACGGGACGCAGGGCGACUCCCACAGCGCAGAGGCUGAGCAAGCCCAAGAUGUCCACCAAAAGACGCAUGAAGGCCAGCGAGAGGGAGAAGAUGCGGAUGAGGAGUCUUGCAGAGGCCUUGCACCAGCUCCGUGACUACCUGCCGCCGGACUACAGCAAGAGAGGCCAACCCCUGACCAAGAUACAAACCCUCAAAUACACAAUUGAAUACAUUAACAAGCUUUCAGACAUCCUGAGCCGCGCGUAACGGACGCAAAUCGACCACUUUUACGCAUCACGUUUGCUCUCAUCUGGAUACUGAUGGAGUUAGUUUUAUAUCUCUGAUGAGUAAUGCAACAUCUUAAAGAUAACUUAAUCAUUCGAUAUCAUUUCAUAUUUUUCCUCCUCUGUUUUUGCCCUACUCUUGAUGUAAAUAUUGUUUAGCGGGCACUUGGAAAUUAUUUUUGUAUAUGAGGCUGCCUUUGUUGGAAUGAUGAAUUCAGUGUCUGGAGUUUGUUGAUAUGUAUAUGUUUCGCUCAUGGCGACUUGAUGGGUAUGAAAUACAGCUUUACUAAAGAAUAAUUUCUCCAAUAUUCCUAUGUUUGUGUUAACAGAGAAUUUAGAGAAACCUCGUCAUAUUUGUUAUUUUAAUCUCUUGUACUUUGUUUCUGGUAUAUUUUAGAACUUAAGUAGCUGCAUGAUAUUUUAAAUUUGUGUUGUGUCUAAAAGUCCCGUUGUGUUUUUGGAAAUGGUGAGUUAAAUUGUCUAUCCUAUCCUUCAUACAUUGUUUUCAGUUAUACAAUAUAUCAGGCUUGUUUGAUAUUUACACUGUUAAACAAAUCCAGUGAAGUGUGUCAUAUCCAGCCUAUAUCCACAAACAUGGUUUCUACUUAAACAUCUACAAUAAAUGAGCGUUAUGUGUUGAA
This is a messenger RNA of Siniperca chuatsi (mandarin fish), 1176 nucleotides long. RefSeq names its product mesogenin 1 (gene msgn1). Gene Ontology annotation, biological process: mesoderm formation; regulation of transcription by RNA polymerase II. Gene Ontology annotation, cellular component: nucleus. The record is from RefSeq and is a predicted model, not a curated record. Gene Ontology annotation, molecular function: RNA polymerase II cis-regulatory region sequence-specific DNA binding; protein dimerization activity; DNA-binding transcription factor activity, RNA polymerase II-specific. The transcript has a single exon. The coding region runs from base 60 to 518 and encodes 152 amino acids. NCBI's taxonomy places the organism in Eukaryota, Metazoa, Chordata, Actinopteri, Centrarchiformes, Sinipercidae.